AUGAUUGGGACUGCAAAGGGUCAGCAUUGUAUGGGUGGUCUCGAGGACUGGGUUCGUCCCAGUGGCUUUUCCCCUAAUGGUCUCUUGCCUAAUGAGGCUACCUCUGUAACUCAAGCACUUGAGCCAGAGAGAUGGGCAAUUGCUGAAGAGAGAACUUCAGAGCUUAUUGCUUGUAUUCAGCCCAAUCAACCAUCUGAGGAGCGGCGAAAUGCUGUUUUAGGCUAUGUUCAGCACCUUAUAAUGAAGUGCUUCCCCUGUCAGGUGUUCACCUUUGGGUCUGUGCCCCUCAAGACCUACCUACCUGAUGGAGAUAUUGAUUUAACAGUUUUUAGUGAGGACCAAAAUUUGAAGAAAACAUGGGCCAAUGAGGUGCGGGACAUCUUAAAGCAUGAGGAAAAGAGUGAGAAUGCUGAAUUCCAUGUAAAAGAGGUUCAGUAUAUCGAGGCAGAGGUGAAGAUCAUAAAGUGUCUUGUGGAAAAUAUUGUAGUAGACAUAUCCUUUGACCAGCUUGGUGGUUUGUGUACCCUUUGCUUCCUUGAGGAGGUCGACCAAUUGAUAAACCAAAACCAUCUAUUCAAGCGCAGCAUUAUAUUGAUUAAAGCUUGGUGUUACUAUGAGAGCCGCAUUUUGGGUGCUCACCAUGGCCUUAUUUCAACUUACGCUCUGGAGACAUUGGUUCUGUACAUAUUCCAUGUGUUCAAUAAUACGUUUGCUGGGCCACUUGAGGUACUCUAUCGCUUUCUGGAAUUUUUCAGUAAAUUUGACUGGGAGAGCUUUUGCGUUAGCCUCUGGGGUCCAGUUCCAAUUAGUGCACUUCCUGAUAUGACUGCACUCUCUCCACGAAAGGAUGACGGACAGAUACUCCUCAGCAAAUUGUUUCUAGAUGUCUGCAGCUCUGUGUAUGCGGUCUUCCCUAGCCGGCAGGAAAAUCAGGAGCAGUCCUUUGUUUCGAAAUAUUUUAAUGUCAUUGAUCCUUUGCGUGCAAAUAACAAUCUUGGGCGUAGUGUCAGUAAGGGUAACUUCUUUAGGAUUCGUAGUGCUUUUGCUUUUGGAGCUCAACGUCUGGCCAGAUUACUUGACUGUCCAAAAGAGAAUCUGCUUGCUGAAUUCAACCAGUUUUUCUUGAACACAUGGGACAGGCACGGAAAAGGUCAUCGCCCUGAUGCUCCAAGUCUCAAUCACAUUGUUCAGCGCCCAAUCAAGUCAAAUAUAAUUGAUGGUUCUGAGACUUUCAGAAAUUAUUCAAGCAGAAAGAAGACAAAAGAGGAUCAUUCUGGUAAUCAAUCUAAGGUUGGGGUGACUCAUGCUGAUGCAUCUGAUGGUGUUUCCUCCCAGCAUGGUAACCACAAUCUAAAACGAACACCCAGGCCUGGUAAUAUAUCAGCUGUUUCUGGUACUCCAGGCCAGAAAAUGCAAGCCAACUUGACUAACUCGACGGCGUUGCAUCAGAAUAAUCAAACUUUAAGAUUCAAUAAUUUGAAUGAGAAUGCACAUAAUGAAAAGACGACGAGUUCCGGAACAGAUUACUUGGGGAAUGAAGUUCAUGCUAGGUAUCAAUUUGCGAGGACUCAAUCCAGUCCGGAACUAACAGAUACAUCCAGUGAAGUCCAGUCUCGAGGGAGGCAUAACAGGACAUCAGAGACAGCAAAUGGCCAGAAUUCUUCUGCAAGGUCACAAAAUAGCAGGAGGAGAAAUUUGAUUCCUGAGGUUUUGGAUAACCAUGGUGCAAGAUUUUCAACUGAAGACUCACUAUCUUCAAGGCAUAGCUCAUCCCAUCAAAGCAUUGAUGCUGCUGUUGAUUCAAUUAGUGCUUCAAAUAGCUGUUUUGGUGAUUCUGGUGAAGGAACCAUGGAAGACCACCUUUCUCUCUCAGAAACAAUGCAGUUGCAUCAAGAAGAGCAAGAUCGCGUUAACAUGGCAUCUUUCAGUGGUUAUAGUGUCAAUGAACAGAGUCAGAUGCCUGUGAACUUAGCUUCCGGUCAACCACCUUUUGCAAUACCACCUUCCGUAUUAGCUUCCCUUGGAUAUGCUCAAAAACAUAUGACUGGCACAGUUCCCAUAAAUGCUCCUUUUGAGUCCACUUGGAUGUCAAACAUGCACUAUACUCAAGGUUUUAUUCCAUAUCCAGUUUCCCAAUAUUUUCCAAGCAUGGGGAUGACCUCAGAUCAAGAAGUGACGAUCGAAAAGGUUAAUGCUAAAUUGGCAUCUAUAGAGUUGAGUCAAGAGGAGAGCGAUCAUGGUUUCUGGUCCAAGCCAGAUGCAGUUUCUCUACGACAUCAACAGAAGAACAGAAGCUCCCAAUCUCGACCGCAGGAGCAUAGGCAUCCAUUUGCUUCUCAUGAGUCUAACCAUGUCCAUUCAUCUCGUGUAAGUAGCCCUGGCAGUUUCUCACCAAGGGAUCAUGGAUUAAAUCCAGAGGACAGAGGUCUCGUUAGGGAAAAUUACAGUAACGAUGCUCAACAUCAAAUACCUAGAGAGUCUGAUGCUUAUUCGUCAGCCAGCUUAAGAUUUGUUCCUUCUUCACAAGCAUCUUCCUCAGGAAGCAAAUCUGAAGAUAAUGGUGAUGGAUCACUUUUAAGGACUUAUAAGUCAACCAAGGAUCGGCAGGGAAAGAAAUCUGUUCCUUCUAUGGAUCCUUCUCUUGCAUAUGGGAUGGAUAAGAAUGAAAUGCAACAUGAAGACGAAUCAGUUGAACUCAUAUCUUCGCAGCCGGAUGAUGACAAACGAGAGUGGAUUUCGCUUUCAACAGUAGGCACUGAACUAUCAGAAAGCCUGGUUUCUGGUGUUGGUGCUUCUUCACAUGUUUGGACUCAUCAAAUACCUAGUUAUGAUCCAGCAUCCGUGAGCAGAUCAAAUUCAAUGCUUCCAGUUGCUCCGAUGUUUGUGGGUCCUGAAUCACAGCAGAGAACUAACGAUAACCAUGGAGCACUACCCUUUGCAUUUUAUCCCACAGGACCUCCGGUGCCUUUUCUAGCUAUUCCAGUAUACAAUCUUCCACCCGAAGCAGGAACUUCUAAAAUGUCCACCAGAAAAUUCGAUAGGGAUGAAGACUUUGAUAACUCUCAAAACAAUCAAUCGAAUCAAAGUUUGGAUUCAUCUGAGAAUGUUGACCGGUCAGAGAUUUUAAAUACUUUUACAUCUGUGAAUAAUGCUUCUUCCUCGGUGCAUUCUGAAUGGCGCAGAUCUGACAUUUUGAAUAGUGAUUUUGCCAGCCACUGGCAGAAUCUACAAUAUGGGCGGUUUUGCCAGAAUGCUCGAAAUAAUGAUUCCUUGCCCCAUCCAACUCCUGUUGUAGGACCUGAUAUGUAUUUGCAGGAACAUUUUCCAUGGGAUGGUCCUGGAAGACCUUCUGCAAACAUGAACCUCUUCACUCAACAUAUUAAUGGUCCUCAUCUUAUCCCUGUCUCUCCUGUCCCACCAGGAUCUAGUAGGCAAGCGGGCUUUUAUCAACAUUAUGCUGAUGAUAUUCCUAGAUACCGUGCUGGAACUGGAACCUACCUGCCCAAUCCGAAAAUAUCUUAUAGGGAUCGACAAUCUUCCAAUACUAGAAACCACAGAGGAAAUUACAACUAUGACAGGAAGGACCACCAUGAUGAUAGGGAAGGAAACUGGAAUAACAACUCAAGACCACGAUUUGGUGCUCGCAGCCAAAGUCAGAACCAAGGUGAGAAGCCAUUCAGGAUGGAUAGAAGUACAGGAAAUAAUCGUCGUUCUGACAGGUCAUGGAACUCAAAGCAAGAUUCUCUUCCACCAUACCAUCCCCGCAAUGGUUCGUUUAGUUUCUCGAACUCCACAAACCGUGGUUCUACCAAUGUGGCAUAUAGCGUGUAUCCACCAGUACCAGUUGAGAAUCCUAGUGGAGUUUCUGCAUCUGUAGUUAUGCUUUAUCCAUAUGACCAAAACAUGGGCUACAGUUCUCCCGGUGAGCAUCUAGAAUUUGGGUCCCUUGGACCGGCUCAUUUCACAGGUGGUGAUAAGGCUUCACCACAUCUUGGCGAAGAAUCAUCAAGGAGCAUCAAUGAACAACAAGAUAUUCAAAGAGAUUCUGAUCUUUCUUCUCCAGAUCAGCCAUCCUCACCCUGGCUAGAUCAGCGCCAGAUGCAGUCACAGAAAGCAGAUUUUCCUCUUACGUAUAUGAACCAGGCUGAUGAUGUGGAUGGGAAGGAAGGGGGACUGCACAGGUAA
This is a messenger RNA of Dovyalis caffra, 4185 nucleotides long. The record is from the annotation of a GenBank genome assembly. NCBI's taxonomy places the organism in Eukaryota, Viridiplantae, Streptophyta, Magnoliopsida, Malpighiales, Salicaceae.